This is a messenger RNA of Misgurnus anguillicaudatus (oriental weatherfish), 3792 nucleotides long. Lineage: Eukaryota; Metazoa; Chordata; Actinopteri; Cypriniformes; Cobitidae. The record is from RefSeq and is a predicted model, not a curated record.
AAACUCACUAAAGAAAGAAAGAAAGAGCGCGCGUGUGAUGUGUUUGUGUAUCCUCAGUGUUUUUCUCUCUUGCGUGUUUCAUUGAGUUUAAACAGAGUCUUGUCUGUGUAUUUUAGUGUUGAGACGUUGAUGAUGAGAUGUGCUGUAAAUCAGUAUGAACUGAUCUGUCCAUGCUGGAUUUAUUGAUGAUUUCAUCACAGAAAUCUCUCAGCUGGAGAAAGAGGUGGCGUUACUGGAGACAAAGCUGAGGUCAAGAGGAGAUUUAGCAAUUAAUCGUGAGGAUGUGGAUUGUUGUGAAUCUUCAGUGUAUGUGACUGAUGAUGGGAGUCUGGAUUCAGUGUGGAUGAGCAGAGAUCAGAGCCGCACAAAACUCUCUGAAGAGAAAUCCAGACACACACAGAACUCCGAUCUCAGUCUGACUUUACUCUGUUAUACUGAGUCAAAGCUCACAGACACUCAGGACACUACAGUGUGUGACAGUAAACAGAGCUUACAGGAGGAUCAAACCUCCACAGAGUCUCUGGAUUCUGUCUGUAACGCUGGAGAACAGCAGCAGAUCCUGCAGACCAAACUGAAGAUGUGUUCAGUUAAACUCAUCGACUGCACAAACCUCAUGAUGAAGAUUAAAACGGAACCCACAGAAAUCAAAACUGAACCCACAGAAAUCAAAACUGAACCCACAGAAAUCAAAACUGAACCCACAGAAAUCAAAACUGAACCAACAGAAAUCAAAAUUGAACCCACAGAAGAGGAAGAUCGCCCUGAUGAAGAUGAUGACUUUAUUACAUCAGAUGUGAAGAGUGAUUCAUGUCUGGAUAUCGAAAUAACGUCUUCAACAUCAAAAGAGGGUCUGACAGCACAAACUCUUUCCUGCAUCACCUGUGGAAAGACAUUCAGCUCACAGAGACAUUUAGAGAGACAUGAGAGAAAACACACAGAACAGAAACUCUUCACCAGAUCUGACAUCAGCUUUACUACCUUACAAGAGAAGAAACUUGAUACAGAAGACCACAGAGACAAGAAGAAGAAGAAGAAGAAGAAGAAGAAGAAGCAGCAGCAGCAGUUUCACUGUGAGCAGUGUGGGAGGAUUUUUGUCUGUUCCUAUAAACUAAAUAUUCACAUGAGGAUACACAGUGAUGAAAAGCCUUUCAACUGCACUGAAUGUGGAAAAUACUUCAGAACCAAACAAAAUCUUGAUAUUCAUCAGAGAGUUCACACAGGUGAAAAACCUUACGAGUGUCCUCACUGUGAGAAGAGUUUUAGUGUAAAGCAUACAUUACUAAGGCACCAGAGACUUCACACAGGUGAAAAACCUUUCAAAUGUUCUCAGUGUGGCAAGACGUUUGCUUGUUCAAGUAACUUAAAAAACCACGAAAGAGUUCAUACUGGAGAGAAACCUUAUUACUGUAGUGUGUGUGGAAAGAGUUUUGGACAACGGGCUACAUUACUAAAUCACAAGAGACUUCAUACAGGUGAAAAACCUUACAAAUGCUCUCAGUGUGAAAAGACUUUUUCUAAGUCAGAUCACUUAAAAUCUCAUCAGAGACUUCAUACUGGAGAGAAACCAUAAAGGAACAGUAUGUAAGAAAUUUAUAUAAAUGAAUCAUAAAAUGGCCCUGAUAUGUCACUAGACAUUAAGAAUUAAUUUUCAUUUCAAAUAUUUAUAUCACUGACAUCAGUGGCCUGGCAAGGAUAUUGUCAUUUAAAAAGUGGAGUUGCAGUCCUUAACUGAUGUUUAUGUUGUCAUUUUGCGUAUUGGCCACUAGUUGUGUGAUUGCAGUACCAGUUUUAGCCACAAGGUUUGUGAUUGCAAGAUUGAAAGGUCACGUUUUCCUAAUCCUAUUUUUUAAACCCUAGUUAGUGUGUAAUGUUGCUAUAACAGCAUAAAUAAUACUUGUAAAAUGAUAAAGCUCACUGCCAGGCGAUAUAUUUUCUUUAACAGAAUUCGCCUUUCAAAGCUUACAGCGAACGGCCGGUUUGGACUACAGACCUCUACUUCCUGUUUUAAUGACUACAAUAGAACAGUUUUUGACUAAACCUGCCCACAGGAAUAUGUCAGUCACCAGCUAAGCUAACGGCAAGCUAAUCAGCCCGUUUUGAAGACAGUGAAAACAGCGCUAUACAGAUAAGUAAAUUAUGUGACCUCUAAGCACAAGAGAUUCCAUACAGGUAAAAAAACCCUUAAGUGUGACAAGACGUUUGCUCUGUCAAGUCACUUCCCUUCUGAAAAAAAAAACAAUAAAACCUUUACAGAAAUUCCUAAUGGUUUCCAUUAGCUUUUACCAUUAAAACCACUACAAAAUAUCUUCCUUUGAACUAAUUAAACGUCAGACCGAACAUCUUAAACUAUCAGCGUCUAGCAGCGUCUGCGGCCCACGUGAUGACCUGACAUGAUGUCAGUGCCUUAAAAUUAGCGGUUUAGGUGCCAAGCGGUUAAAAACUGUAUGUGUCCAGGAGCAAAAAAACUGUUCAGAACUACAAUAGUGUUAAUAAAAUAUGAAAAAGAACAUGAAUUAACACAUUUAUCAUUUUUAUUUCACAUUUAUCUCUUUUAAGAACUCAUUAAUUUUAUAUUGUGUGCUAUGUGAUUUUUCUAAUUGGUUUUUAAAGUCUUAAUGUCAUGAGACUACAAUGUCAUUAAUUGUUCAUUAACUUCGGUUGGUAUAGAAACACACUGAGAAAGAAACUGUUCAGAUUAUUCAGUAAACGUCUCCUGACUUCUACUAUAGGCCUUUUCUCUGGGCUGGUAAAUGAAAGUUUACUUAAUUAUUCAGUAUUUUGUCAGUCUUUCAUUCUUUCUAGGAAAGCUAAAGGACCUGUUAUUGCAUUGAGAGCAUCUUGAACAGAUGUGUGAUAUGGUAGCACAAUAGAAAUGAACUGCAAGAGCUUGUAGAGAGGAGUAAAGACUGCUGAGAGGAACACCACUAUAUUUUGAAUAUACGUUGCAUACUUGAUAAGCUUGUCACAUUUUUACUGCACAGUAGGGUUGUGCCGAUAGACGAUAGUAUCGUGUAUCGACGAUCUUCAGACAUAUCGCCAAUGGCAGGCUUUCAUGGCGAUAGUCAAGACGAUAGUUGGAGAAUGGUUGUUAUUAUUAUCAUCAUAAUUUUAUAUUAACACCGACAAUGCAUGCUGUUCCUCACAUGAGGGUUUGUGGGCUUCACUUUACGCGGAGAGCUUGUAAAGAGAGAAUUCCUUCUUGCACGUACCUGCACUUAAUGCGCGCGUCUUUGUCUCCUUCUACCACUAAAUCAAGCGCGCCGCGUCAUGAGCAGCUGCGCUUCUCUCUGUCUCACGUUCACGCGCUCUCGCCUCUGUCCGCAGUCUAAACAUAAACGAAAGUAGUAAUCCUUAUUUGUUCAGUUUAAUGCAUUUCAUGCGAGCUGAUGCAAACUUUACUUUUUGUUUAAAAUAUGACCCGCUGCAUAUUGGCGUAUCUCUCUCUCACUCUCGUGUACGUGCAGAGAGCUGCGGUCUGUCCGAAGUCAGAUCACUAGGUAUUAAUCCUGUUUAUGAUAUGCACUUCAAUGAGUUGUAGCAACACGUCCCUCGUGUUUAAUAUAUGAUUGUGUUUAAAAUAUGAUCGCGUUCCGCCGGACCAAUGCGUUUAAAAAGGCACCUCAUGAGAGCACCACUGCUUGACACGUGUAGUCUUCUGCAACAGCACUAAAUAAAUGCAUUGAAUUGUUUGUAUGUGCGCGCACGUGUGUGUGCGUGUGCAGAUGCAUGUUUUUACAGUUAUUAAGUAAUCAUGAUAGGGUUUUAAUGACGCGCUCGCUUUAAUGGCAUCAG